This is a messenger RNA of Mytilinidion resinicola, 708 nucleotides long. RefSeq lists its product as uncharacterized. Bases 480 to 674 code for a protein of 64 amino acids. Lineage: Eukaryota; Fungi; Ascomycota; Dothideomycetes; Mytilinidiales; Mytilinidiaceae. The record is from RefSeq and is a predicted model, not a curated record. The transcript has a single exon.
CUCUUUCGUCUGGGUUGAUAUCAUUGCCAAUGCCACACAUGGACCGCCACCUUUUGAUCCCAGGCACUUCAACUACGCUCCUUUACUGAGAAAUGGCUCUCUCACACCGCAGCAGACGAUGGGUUGCCAAAGCUGUAUCAUGAAAGCAAUUACCGAGAAAUGCACAAACAGAAGAAGGCUAUUUGAGCGUACUACAGCUAGUAGCACGAGCUACGAAGCUGAAUAACAGCCUUACUCUCGGUAUUCGGGCAAUCGAAGGCAGGCUCUCCAUCGAUUCUAAUAGUGUAGAAGCACACAGCGAAGCAGUCAACUUGAUAUUCGCCUACGCAGCUCUAGUCUACCUACAUACCAUUAUCUCCGGGCUUUCUCCUCUCAUACCCGAAAUCAAGCAUAACGUAACUCGUUGCCUGGAGAGGUUCGAAGCGCUCCCAACCCACCUGCUCAUUCGAACCUGUUGGCCAUUUACGAUAACAGGCUGCAUGGCGACAGAGGAUCAGUAUACUAUGUUUCAACGCUUAGUAGCAAGUGCAUCGGCGGCAGGCCAAGCACUAGGGACGACUGGGAAGGGUUUGAGAGUGAUGGAGGAGUGUUGGCGGCUGCGGAGACUUGAGCCUGGACCGUGGUGUUGGAGAUCGACGAUGAAGAGGAUGAAUCAGAAGAUUCUGUUAAUAUGAAGAGACGAAGUAUUUUUGAAUAGCGCGGAGUAAG